AUGCCGGCCAUGCUAGAUGACCCGGCGAGCCCCACCAUUUACCGGGUGUCCGGGGUAACGCCGUACCCGGACCCGAUGAACCCCUCCCUGCCGGCCGACAUCACCCCGCGUCAAGUGACGCUCCGCGACCGCCAGACCGUCGCUACAAUCAUCCCCUUUGCCUCGCGGCACGAGGUGCCCCCGUCUCUGGUGCGCUACCUCAGUGACCAGCUCAACAAGGAGAUCGAAGGCGGCGACACCUACCCGAUGAUGGAGAUCAUGACGGCCGAACAAUUCGGCGCCUACUGGUUCCAGAACUUCGGUGCCGUCAUGAUGUUGGGCAAUAUCGAGCAUCCGCACGCGGAGCUCAACGACGACAUGGACUGGUCUCGCGAGUGCCUCGGCAGCUUCUACAUCAAGCCAAACUACCCGGGCCGUAGCAGCCACGUGUGCAACGCGGGCUUCCUCGUCACCGACGCCUCGCGUAACCGCGGCGUGGGCCGCCUCAUGGGCGAGUGCUACAUCGACUGGGCGCCCAAGCUGGGUUACACCUACUCCGUCUUCAACCUCGUCUACGAGACCAACGUGGCCUCGUGCAAGAUUUGGGACGCCCUCGGCUUCAAGCGCAUCGGCCGCGUCAAGGGGUGCGGCAACCUCGCCUCGUACCCGGGCACCCUCAUUGACGCCAUCAUCUACGGGCGGGACCUGCCUGUCCCCGGCAGCAACGGUGCAGAGUCGGAGGACCUCGUGAGUGAAGAGCGUUUCGACAAGAUCAAGUUUUAUUUGAAGUAUGGACGGUAUCCGGCGGGUGCUGACCGCGCCGAGAAAAGCAGGCUCCGGAGCGCGGCAACGCACUAUAAGCUGGUCGGGGAGGGGGAGGGCGGCGGCGGGGGCGAACGACUGAUGCUCAAGGAUAAGGAGGUCGUGCCGGAUCCGAGGAGGCAAUACGAGAUUGCGCGCGAGGUGCAUGCCGCCGGCCACGGCGGGAUCAACAAGACGACGGCGACGAUUGCAGAGAAGUACCACUGGAGUCGCAUCAAGGAGACGGCGAGCGAUGUGAUUCGCAACUGUACUGAGUGUAAGGAGCUCGGCAAGACGCCUGCGCCGGGGGGUGGAAACGGGGGUGGUGCCAAGGGGAGGUCGGCGGCAGCAUUGGCAGCUGCUGCGAGUGCUGCUUCUUCUACUUCUUCUGCUCCGCCUGUAUCGGUUGGCCUACUUCAACAGUUCUCAGCACCGCAGAUCAUGUCCUUUCGCUCCAACACCAACAUCCACAUCAUCACCACCACCUCCCGCCCCUAUCACCACCAAGAUCAUCACCCUACGCGGAAGUCACCUCCCUACCGCCCUCCCACACCCUCCGCGACCCCUCGGCCUCGCCCUUACCGCGCCACCCGCACCACAAUCCCAUGCUACAAGAUGAGUCCUUCCAGCCAAUUGAUCCGCAAAUCAUUGGCGGGCUACGGCCUCCGGGACCGACGUCGCAUCAUGAUCUUCAUCAUCACCACCAUCAUGAGAACCCGUAUAACCCGUACCACCCUCACCACACCGACUUCCAGGCGUUGCUUAACGCGACAGAGGCUGAAGAAGGUGUAG
Messenger RNA from Colletotrichum fioriniae, 1572 nucleotides. Lineage: Eukaryota; Fungi; Ascomycota; Sordariomycetes; Glomerellales; Glomerellaceae. The record is from RefSeq and is a predicted model, not a curated record.